Messenger RNA from Drosophila subpulchrella, 1140 nucleotides. Its product is annotated as venom protease. The transcript is spliced from 2 exons. NCBI's taxonomy places the organism in Eukaryota, Metazoa, Arthropoda, Insecta, Diptera, Drosophilidae. Gene Ontology annotation, biological process: proteolysis. Bases 1 to 1140 code for a protein of 379 amino acids. The record is from RefSeq and is a predicted model, not a curated record. Gene Ontology annotation, molecular function: serine-type endopeptidase activity.
AUGAAGACGAUGAUGCUCCACUUACGUCACUGGCCACUCGUGUUGGCCAUCGCUUCCUGCCUGAUUUUCACAGCAGCAACAACUACGACAACAGCAACAGCAACACCAGCGACACCAGCAACACCAGCAACAUCAACAGCAACAUCAUCUUUAUCCUCCAUUCCGGGCAAAUAUCAAGCCUUGGGUGCAGCCCACCAUCAGUCAAAGAAGCUGAAAAUCGGAGCCGUCAACGCUUCCUCCUCGGAUGCCAAUGCCAAUGCCAAUAAACCUGUAUUCCGGCAAAAUCCGAUCAAGAAUUGGUUCGGUGCCUUCAAUCGCAAUAAUUCGCCGGCAGCUCAGAACCAAACAUCGCCGACAUGUUCCUGCAGAUGCGGAGAGCGCAAUGACGAGUCGAGGAUCGUGGGCGGCACGACGACGGGCGUCAGCGAGUACCCAUGGAUGGCGCGGCUGAGCUACUUCAACAGGUUCUACUGUGGCGGGACCCUGAUCAACGAUCGCUACGUGCUGACGGCUGCGCACUGCGUCAAGGGUUUCAUGUGGUUCAUGAUCAAGGUGACCUUCGGCGAGCACGACCGUUGCAACGACAAGGAGCGCCCGGAAACCCGCUUUGUGCUGCGCGCCUUCAGCCAGAAGUUCAGCUUCUCGAACUUCGACAAUGAUAUAGCCCUACUUCGUCUGAAUGACCGGGUGCCGAUCACCAGUUUUAUACGACCGAUCUGCCUUCCGCGUGUGGAGCAGCGUCAGGAUUUAUUUGUCGGCACAAAGGCCAUAGCCACCGGUUGGGGAACUCUUAAGGAGGAUGGAAAACCCUCGUGUUUGCUGCAGGAGGUCGAGGUUCCUGUCCUCGACAACGACGAAUGCGUUGCCCAGACGAACUACACCCAGAAAAUGAUCACCAAGAACAUGAUGUGCUCGGGUUAUCCGGGCGUUGGAAUGCGAGACAGUUGUCAGGGCGAUUCCGGCGGUCCGCUGGUGCGUCUCCGACCAGAUGACAAACGCUUCGAACAGAUUGGAAUCGUUUCCUGGGGUAAUGGCUGUGCUAGGCCCAAUUAUCCCGGGGUCUACACCCGGGUCACCAAAUAUCUGGACUGGAUUGUGGAGAACUCGCGGGACGGCUGCUUCUGCGACGAGGAUUACUGA